UAUAACCGUUUUGAGAGAAUUCGUGGAUGCAACAUAAACAUGUAUUUGUAAUCGAAUAUUUCAGAUAUUUUGAAUUGAUCAACACGAGUAUUAAGAUGGAAUAUUAUUCACUGAAUUUUAUUUAAGAAAAACUCUCAUCAAAGCUGAAAUGGGUCUUUUUGGUAAAAGUAACGAGAAGUCUCCUAAAGAUCAGGUUCGUGAAUGGACAUCUGCCUUAAGAAAAGAAGGUUAUCAAUUAGAUCGACAGAUAAGAGGAAUACAACGUGAAGAAGAGAAAGUGAAACGGUCCUUAAAGGAAGCUGCUAAAAGGGGUGAUACUGAAGUAUGCAAAGUUCUGGCAAAAGAAAUAGUACGAGCUAGAAAGGCCAUUAAUCGAAUUUAUACAUCUAAAGCACAAAUAAAUUCUGUGCAGAUGAGUAUGAAUCACCAACUAGCAACACUACGUGUUGCGGGGUCAUUGGAAAAGAGCACUGAUGUCAUGAAGAGCAUGCAGAAUCUCCUAAAAGUUCCUGAAAUAUCUAAAACUAUGCAAGAAUUGUCCAAAGAAAUGAUGAAAGCUGGUAUUAUUGAAGAAAUGAUGGAAGAUACAUUUGAAAGUUUAGAUGACCAAGAAGAACUUGAAGAAGAAGCCCAGGAAGAAGUUGAUAAAGUUCUUUGGGAAUUAACAGCUGGUCAACUGGGUACUGCCCCAGCUGCAGUUUCUGAAUCAUUGCCUGAAACAGAACUUGAAGGAGCAGCAGCAGCAGCUGCAUCUUCUAGUCAUGAUGCAGACCUUUCUGAUAUGCAGGAGAGACUUGAAUUACUGAGAAGUUAACCAUUGUAUGCUUGACUUUCAUGAAAAUUUGCUUCACGAAAGUCUGUUGCAUUUUUGCUGUGUGAACUAUGCAAUUCUACAAAUAAUGCAUCUGGGAGGGGGACUUUUUUUACAUUGCUGAACUUUAGUUGUUACCAGCAUCAUCUGUUUUGGUUUAUAUGAUAUUCAUUAAAAUAUGUAAAUCUUAAAUUAGUGUAUGUAUAUUAGAAUAUGAAAUUCAGUUAGAGUAUUUUUUAAUAAAAUUAAAUAAUGUUAAUAAAAUUGUGAUGCUGGAAGUGCUAAUUUAAUUGCUAAUUGUGGAUUUUUAAUUUAUCAGUGCAAGUUAUAAUGACUUUCAUGCAAAUCUUAUGCUUAGGAGUAUUUGCCUUUCUUAUGAAUUGAUGUAUCAUUGAAAGAUAUCAACAUUUAAUACUCUAAACUUGUAGUAUUCUUUUUUAAAAGGCUUAGAGUAUUUUCUAAAAUUCUAAUAUUACAGAUCUUCCUGCAGUUUUAUGUAAAAGCAGAUAAAAUUAUCUCUAAGAUUUUCUUUCUGCAACCUGAAAUUAAAAUCUAAAUAUGGCAUAGCAAUCUUGUGAAAAGUAUGCAUGCAUACAAAGCUUAAAUAUAAGUACUGUAUUUUAAAAAUGUAAAAAACAAGAAUAGCUAUGUGUGUACAUAUUAAAACAUGAUUUCAGAAUGAAUAAAACAUUUUAUAUUUCUUUACUUUUGAUUUUAAAUUAAAAUAGAAUUGUAAAAUUAUAUAUGACUUUUAUUUACUUACUUAAAUUGAUCAUGCUACUUAUAUAAUAAAAUAGCAUGAGCAGUGAGAAUGUUUAACUCAAAUUACGUUUUGACACAGUAAAUUAUGACUGUAUUUUAUAAUAAGUGAAGAAAGAGUAAGGAAAAAAGGGUAUAUGGUGGUUAAAAUCAUUUUACAAUUUGCUUUUGUAAAUCUUGCCAAAAAGUAGUUGGGAUGAAUACUAGUCAUAGACGUAUAUUGAUUUUGCAAAUUCAUAUCUAUAUCUGGAUAGGGAGGUUUGUUCUUGACUGCAAUACAAGAUUCCCUCUCCUGCCCUGAUUUAUUUCUAAAAUUCUUAUUUUGCUAGCAAAAUAAUAGUUUAAGCCAACUGCUAUAAAGGUUGAAAACUUAUAUAGAAGCCUUUCAGAUUUAAUAUGACUGUGCAUCAAACUAUCUUUUGUUACUGUCUCAGCAAAGAAAUUCUCUUUCAAAUAAUAAUGAUCUUCACAUACUUAUUUUUAGUAGAUUAGCAGCUAUGUAUGACAUCUGUUGGGUAAUACUAGUUUAGAAAGCAUUUCUUGUGAUUGAGUUAACUCAAUGAAAGUACAACAGAGAUUUGUAUUUGUUCUUAUAAAGUGGCAAAAUGUAUAUUUGGCAGAUUUGGUUGUGACAUAAAUAAUAUACUAUUUACUGUACUUAAAAUUAUAUAGUCAUAAUGAAUUAAGCCAAUCUGUAGAAACUCGAACAAAAGGAAGAAACCUAAACCAAACCGAGUGCUGAACAGGCUAUUUUUUCAAUCAUCAUGCAUUGAUACAAAUUUCAUAAAAGUGUGUGAGAUAUUAAUAUUUGUUGGAAAUCAGUUUCUGCGGUAUUUAAAAAUAUAUGUAGGUAGUGUUUCAUCAAGUAAGAACACAUGGCAUUGAUUUUUUUGGUUAUUAAAAUAGUAUAUAUUUUCCGUGAAAACUAAAUUUUAGUAAUAUUAAAUAUUCAUCUUCGCACAUUAUUUCUUGAAAUGUUAAAACAUUUUUUGUGAAGAAUAUAUUUCUGCAAAUAAAAAAUAAUUUUCUCAAAGGUAUUUUGCAGAUUUUCAUAAGAAAGUCUCUUUUGAAAGUAUAAAGGGACUUUAAAAUUCAUACUUUUUGUUUCCAGGAAAUAUGGUUACUGGAACUAGUCAAAUAGCUUUUCAGUGUUUUAACAUCAUAAUUUAGAAAUUUAUAAGGUUUGUACCCAGCAGUGCUGAGGCAAAUAUUUUGCAUUUUGGGAAGUUUUUCUAAGCAUUUGUUUGGGAAACUGAAAAGUAUGACAAUUUAUAGUGUUCAUAUACAUAUUCAGUCAGUUUCUUAUGGCAAACUAAAGUCAUAAUUUGCUGUUUAAAAAAAUUAUAUAUUCAAAUAAUCUCUAAAUUAAUUAAGAUUAAACAGAAGUAUCUAGCUAAUACUGAGCCUUUUUUUUAUAGUUUAUAUAAAAAAUAUUAGAAAGUAUAGUGUUAUGUGCAUCUUUAUUUGAAUAACUGCAAUAAAUUUUUCUUUGAAUAAUACCCAAGUGUUAUCCUUAGUUUUUAUACAUUAAAUUCUUAAUUUUAAUAACUAUGUUUGCAAUUUUUUAUGUAUUUAUCUGUACAAUCUGUUGAUGUGAACAAAGGUAAUUAAAAUAGAAGCAGAUUAAAUAUAUUUAGAUCUAAUAUUCUGAGUCAGAAACUAGAUGAAACCUGACUUCUAACCAAUAGAAAUAUCCAGAAAAGAAUAUGUUUUUCCCUGUUCUAUACUGAAGAUUGAUAAAGCAUAGAUAUAUUUUAAUGUAAUUGCUGUAGUGAUAAUAAAUAUUUUGAAAUUACUGA
Stegodyphus dumicola is the source of this 3369-nucleotide messenger RNA. RefSeq names its product vacuolar protein sorting 24 (gene Vps24). Gene Ontology annotation, biological process: vacuolar transport. NCBI's taxonomy places the organism in Eukaryota, Metazoa, Arthropoda, Arachnida, Araneae, Eresidae. The record is from RefSeq and is a predicted model, not a curated record.